Messenger RNA from Adineta steineri, 711 nucleotides. NCBI's taxonomy places the organism in Eukaryota, Metazoa, Rotifera, Eurotatoria, Adinetida, Adinetidae. The record is from the annotation of a GenBank genome assembly.
AUGAACUCGUUUGCUGAUUCAUUAAUGAAUGUGAAUCUAACAGUAGAUGAAUAUCACAAUCCAACACUUGAAGAAAUAAUUCGAUCGAUAGAAGAACGUGGUACAUUAAUUUUAGAUUCGAUGAAUUUGAGUGAUCAAGACAUGGAAAUAGUUGCGAAGUUAGGUAUUAUUGAAAAGAAGUGUAAGAUAAUCAGCCUUCGUAAUAAUGCAAUUACAUCUGUCGGUAUUUCUAUCUUGUCUCAGGCGUUUGGGAGUCGCACGUAUUUCUCGGCACUAUAUCUUGAUGGGAAUCGGAUAUUGGAUGCAGGUGUUCAAUGUAUUGCUACGAGAUUACCAAGCGAAGAGCUCUGUUUCAGAAAACUCUACUUGAAUUCUGUUGGAAUGUCCGAUGUUGGCUGUGAAUAUCUGGCUGAAAUGCUUCGAGUCAAUCACUCGACGUAUCAUCUACAUCUAAGUGAUAAUGAUGUUAGUGAUCGAGGACUUCAACUAUUACUUGAGACAACUCAAUCAUACGAGAGUAACAUUGCAUCAAUAACUUUAGAUGGCAAUAGACGAAUCACUGAUGCCAGCAUAAAUGCUAUCUGCACUGCUAUAUCUUUAUCUCAUGGUUUUCAUAAUUUAAACGUACGUAACUGUAGUAUAUCAGAUGCAGGUAAAGAGCAACUUAAGGUUGCAGCUCAACAAGGAUUUUAUUUUACUAUUGGCGUGUAA